AUGACUGAUGCAGAUGCUGUAAAAGACGUUAUGAACGUUUCGGACAGUGACGACGAGGAGAAAAUAGAGUCAGAGCAGGAACAUUUCGUAAUCAGUGGUGCUACGGCGACAUAUAAAGCGGACGGCAAUUAUUAUGCUAUAGAUACGGCUGGUCUGAAGGAACGGUACACCGAUGCCGAUUGGUAUCGGGUCAUCAAAGAACGUUGGCAGACGAACACUAAGGGGGUUCUCAAGUACAGGAUGAAAAAUCUAGUACGGUCUGAUAUUAACGGUACUAGCACCAUUAAACACGAACAUUACCCCAUGGGUUACUUCGCCCCCAGUGUACAAGACGGAUAUUGGACUCGUCCUACAUUUAAGUGUGACGGACGAGUCGACGAUUGGGUGGUCACAUAUGUUGUACCCUUCAUCGGCAAAAAAGGACUAAAAAAACCACUUCAUUUCAAAGGAAUGGUUACAGUAGACGUACCUUUGGAUUACCUGGAUAUCAAUCAAUGCGCCCAGCCUUUCGCCAUUGCUAACGCAUUCAAGAACACUGCAAGAUGUGACUAUCGCUAUCGUACAGACAGUUGA
Molecule: messenger RNA, 573 nt
Organism: Pecten maximus
Lineage: Eukaryota; Metazoa; Mollusca; Bivalvia; Pectinida; Pectinidae
Exons: 4
Coding region: 1-573 (190 amino acids)
Source: RefSeq, a predicted model, not a curated record